CCCGGAUGGCCUUCGAGCACCAGGGCAGGGAAAUGGCCAGAGUGCGGGCUGAGUGUGAUGCCCUUCUGAGGAACGCUAAAGGCAGGGCUGGCACUCUUCAAGAGAAAGCCGAUGCCUAUGAUAAGCUUGUUCAGGAGAAUGCCUCUCAGAAGGAGCUCCUUAAGAAGCAGGAGGCCGAGCUCGUGGAUCUUCGCGGCCGGAUGUGGGCCGUAGAGAAAGCCAAGGUGGAGCUUCGCCAGACGGGCAUGGACAAUCAUGUCCCUAUUUAUGAGGCCGAUGUUGCCAAAAUCAAGGAGUCUGGUUCCAUUGCCUUUCAGAAAUCCAAGGCUUAUACUGGCGCCAUCCACACCAUGGCCAUGAAGUUCCUCCCGCGGCUCGUCGGCGAGUUCCUGGCCACCUGCCCGGAUGCUUACCAAGAUGGGGUUAAAUUGCUCCAGGCCACCCCCACCGGACGUCGUUUCCUU
Molecule: messenger RNA, 464 nt
Organism: Cuscuta epithymum
Lineage: Eukaryota; Viridiplantae; Streptophyta; Magnoliopsida; Solanales; Convolvulaceae
Source: the annotation of a GenBank genome assembly